This is a messenger RNA of Triticum turgidum subsp. durum (durum wheat), 444 nucleotides long. NCBI's taxonomy places the organism in Eukaryota, Viridiplantae, Streptophyta, Magnoliopsida, Poales, Poaceae. The record is from the annotation of a GenBank genome assembly.
AUGCUUGGCUCUCUGUACCGCUGCAAAUGCCUUGCUUGCUUGGCUUCCUGUUGCCCCACGUGUUGCUCUCCGCCUUCUAGCUUGCAUUGCUUGCUUUGCUACCUGCUGCCCUGCAUCUUGCUUUCCUCAACAGCUGCUCACAUUGCUAGGUACUCUGUGCUGUCCCAGGGUAGAUUUGUUUACUCAAUUAAAAAAAAAAUGUUGCCGUCAUCGGGCAUAGUAUCUUUCUUGCUGUCCGGUGGCGUUCUCCAUGUGUGGCUUUCCAUCACUCGCUCUCGUCGCCGGUGGCACUCUCCGCGUGUGGCCAUCCGUUGCACACGCUCCUCGCCUGUUGCGCUGUCUGCACAUGCUCUCCUCCGAAAGCCAGUUACUCGCCAGUCGCUGCCUUCGUCCGAUCAUUCCCGCCUCCGCAGCUGGCUUCCCGUCGCCCGCUGCUGGUCUUAA